AUGUUUGUCGGGAUUGACGACCAGCCCGUGCACUACUUCACUCAACUUGCAUCAGAUGGCAGAUUCGACGAUCUCAACGUCACAGAUACUGCAUCGUGGCGAAAACAGUAUCCCGAGUUCGACUUCUUGAGAGAACAGAUGGACAACUGGUCGAUGCAAGGCAGAAAUGUCCUUGUUUGCAAUGCAUCCAUCAAGGUGAUGACGGAGUCCCGACCAAAGGCUAGCUUAUCGAUCACCUUCAACCUCGACACUCAGCGUGACCUUUCCGUCUUCGAAUCUGUGCAGUGCACUACUCGGUUUUACGACAGUGGUAGCAUGGCUGCAGAUCCUCAAUUUGACGGUCGGGACGCACACGAUCUAAAGGAGCAUCGCACACCAUGCGAUUACCGAGCAGGCCCUCAUGGGCGUAACGGGUGCCUGAGGAUUGCAUUUGGCUCCAAGUUCUGGGUUAAUCGUAUGACCAAGUACCAGAACUUGAGAUUGAGAGACGAGAGCUGCGUCAGCAAAUCGCUACUGCGGCUCACGGCCACACAGGAUGUGUAUGGUAUCAAGCCCGGCACCGGCGAGGCUGAACGAGUCCUUACAAUAUUGUGGCGCUUUACACAAACGAGGAGCUCUGCGGAAGUGGGCAGCAUGAACUGGCGUGCGGUCAACUUUGAUGCUCCUCAGCAACACCCUCUGGAGCAAAGGUGGAAUGACAUGAAGCACGACUCUGGCCUAAAACUCGAAAAUCUUCAACGCGGACACGAGGAAAUAAUGGAUUGCACAUCUUCUGCAACACAUGACGCAUCACUCUACCAGCAAGUCCCUCACUUGCCUCUCGACUACAUACACCAACACCAACCACAUCACGGCUAUGCAGUGCAGCCUACACAGGCGCAGCAACCCCCACAACUUCAUCUAGACGUCUUCGCCUCGAUGCAACCCGACUUUGACCAUGGACACGCCUCGGCUGCCCCAAGCGCGUCGACAGACUACUCCCAGCAAAGUCUCCCCAGCCUAUCCCACAGCCAAAGCACUGUGGGCAUGUACGCCCAAGAUCCCAACGACUUCAAUUUCGACGGCGGCCACAUCACCAUAUCUGGUGCCUUUCACCCCACCAUCAACCUGCACGACUACGAAGGCUUGUCAAACCAAAGCACUAGCCUAGACAAUCUACACGCCCUCGUCGGCCUGGACCAAGACGGCUACAAUCUCGGCUUAGCAUGUGCUGCAGGCACCGAGCUUGUCGACGCGUCCUUGCAAACCGACCAUAUGCCCUGCUACUCCACAAAGCCAAUUUGGGCGAAUUCGAACGUCAUUCCUCACUUAGAGAAUGCGGCAGAACAGUACCAUACGUAUUUGGAUCAUGGACAAGCAACACAUGGACACGACGUACUGCCUCGACAUCACUUGCAACAACCGCAGGAUCUCGGCCUACAUGAUUCGAUCAAUGUGAACCAUGGACUGUGGAACAGUCUACAGAGUCCGUUCCAUGAAGACACGGGCGGUGGCGCUAGUGAUGGUAAUGACUGUAGGAAGGACAGCCACACCGGGGUACAUGGCGUGGGCCUGGGGGUGCUGGAACUGAUCGAGCGAGAUCAGCGGGCGAGAGGUUAUUAA
This is a messenger RNA of Parastagonospora nodorum SN15, 1602 nucleotides long. RefSeq lists its product as hypothetical. The coding region runs from base 1 to 1602 and encodes 533 amino acids. The transcript has a single exon. NCBI's taxonomy places the organism in Eukaryota, Fungi, Ascomycota, Dothideomycetes, Pleosporales, Phaeosphaeriaceae. The record is from RefSeq and is a predicted model, not a curated record.